AUGAAGAGGAUUCUUCUCCUCUCCUCUUGUUUUUUCGUAAUUUCCGUGGCACUUGAAUGUCUCGACAAUGCUGACAAGCUCAUCAAUAAUCGGUACAAAACUAGAUUCUCUUUUCAAAAAAUUCAUGUUAAUCUGUCAGAUGCUUCAAGUUCGUCGAUCAACAGCUCUCCUAUUCGGACGCUCUCAACUGGUGCCACUUCCGCAAUCCGGUCACUGCUUCCUAUUUGGCUACUGUUCCUGAUCACACAACUGCUACUUUUCUAGCUUGUGAGUGGCCGGCUCAUAUUCUCCCAUCAGAGCUACGUUUUCAGCAUAUGCUCGUACAACCUUCAACACGAACGCAGGCAACUUCUGGAUCGGACUCGGCCGUCCCAACACUUCCAGUCCUUACCAGUGGGACGAUGGAACUCGUGUCGCCUGGACCAAUUUCAAUUCGCAAACGUCGCAGAAUUACGUGGCGGAGAGCUGGAUCAACACGAAAUGGGGCACUUAUGGAACGGACACUAAGUUCAACUUUGUGUGCUCUUAUGAUCCAAACGCUCCGCCGACUUUUGCUCCGUUCACCGGAGCUACUUCCGAAGCAGAAACUACUGGAACGGAAAGAGCCACAACAGAUGUAACCGAACCGACUGUCACUACUGCUUUCCAAGACGCCUCCACAACCUCUCCAGGUUUGAGAUAUCACAAAUAGUUGAAAAUGGGUGUUGGUAGUUUUCAUACAACUCUAGGAGAAAAGCUUAAAAAUUUCAAAUAUUCGCUACUUUCUGAAUAUUCGUAACGUGAGUUCUAACGCUAAUUUCUGCUACAUAAUCGGAAUUACAGACGGAAAGUAACAUCCGCUCUUUCGAACCUUCCAAGUCGGUGUAAUCGUCUUACACAUCCUUAAAUACUGCAGAGUAUCAUCACGAACACGUCAUUCCGACGCUGUGAACUGUCCUUGUACACACCCCUUUCCUCUUCUUAUCUUCGUAAUCUGAUGAUAACCGGCAGUGCAUUUAUUGCCGGCUUCGUCAUCAUUUGUGUCCACUCUGCUCUUUUCUCCUCACUCUUUAUCAUUCGCUUCUGGAUGCUACGACGUUUUCUUUGCCUCGCGACUCUUGUCGUGGCAGCCAGCAGUGCGUGCUUCGACAACGGAGACAAGGAAAUCGGCGGAAGCUGUUUCAAGUUUGUCGCUCAGAAGCUCUCCUUCUACGAUGCCAGGAACUGGUGCCAUUAUCAGAAUCCUGUGACCGCCUCUUAUUUGGCAUACAUUCCGAAUCAGUUCACUGCUAAUUUCCUUGCUUGUAAGUCCUUUUGUUUUCCCACUUCAUUAGCCAGAACGCACGAUAAUUCAGCAUAUGCUCGCUCCGCCUUCGGAAGCAAUGAUGGCUACUUCUGGAUCGGAUUGAGCAGAAACAAGUCGUACACUGCAUGGACCUGGGACACUGGAUACCAGCUCCAAUGGACCAAUUUCGACAACCAACAGGGGCAAAACUAUGCGGCCGAGAGCAUUGUCAACACAAAAUGGAGCACGUUCGGAGCUGACCAGCAGCUGUACUUUGUGUGCAGCUACGACCCGACAGCGCCGCCGACUUUCGGACCACCGGUGACUGACGGACCGACACCUACUGCGGUGCCGUCGACGCAGCCAGCUAGCACACAGACAGUUCCGACGACGACAGGUGGGUGAAGAGAGUAGGUUGAAAUGAAAAUGAAAGCGCCUUCUCUGGCUGGUUUGGGUGCUUCUGGAAUGUGUUUCAUUCACUAAUCUGUACUAUUCAUUCUCAUAUAAUGAACUAAAUUGAAAGGUGGGUGAAUCAAAUGAGAAACUUUUACAGGAAUCUUUUGGAGAUUGGGAGGGAUCAAUUGUUAUGCUACAUUUUUGACACUUCUAUUCGUUUUGUUAUGUGCUUGUUCCUUUUUCAGUCAAAUAAAACAUUUUUCAUCAAACUCUUUCAACAAUGUUCGACAGAACCUAAUCAAACAUCAAUGAGAAGUACUUGUCUGAUGAUGAUACCGCGGUACCGUGAAACCUGGAAUAGGGUGGCACCUCAAUACUGUUCAUACAAAACUAUGCAUCCUGGUUGACUGUAGAGCUAUCAAAAUAGUAGCCAACACAAGAAAUGUACAAAAUUUUUCGAAGAGCAAUUUAUAAGAUGACAAUGAAUGUUCCUGGAGUGCCGUUCUAUUACAAUUUAUGUGCUCUUCAUAAGAAAUGAUUUUGUUGGGAGAUCUGAAUCAAUUUUCUGAAACAUGCAAUAGAUUUCUGAAAAGAAACACUCCGCUAUUCUGCCGUGAAGUAUGUAUACCUGUAAAGGUAGACAACUGAAAUAAUGUCAGAUCAGCAGAACGUUAACAAGGUUGGAGUUUUCUGAACAAUCUUCAGAAAAGUGAUCCACUCGAAGCUUGGACUAAAAUGACUGAAAAACUGCGUGAAGAGGAUGCAAAAAAGGGUGUGCUUGUUUUUGCCGUUUACUUUUGGAACAUGAAACAAUGAUGAAUCGGAAGAGUGAAUCGGAACUAUUGGAUGAAAAAAAAACAUUGCUAUAAAGAAUCAAGGUGAUUUCUUCGAGUACGUAUUCGCAAAGCAUAGAAGAUUCUUAUUGAGAAUCGAAACCAGACAACAGUGUUUCUUCUCAAGUUAGCAUUUGUCAGCACGAAGGUCAAAGUUUUUCGAAGGCACAGAGAGUUGUGUUCUUGACAACGCCCAGUUUUGGCAGUGAUCUUCCAAAAUUCAAAUUGAGUCUAGUUCCUGAACUCGGCAACUUUUUGUACGCUCAAACUACACCAAACCGCACCCUCCGAUUCAUAAAUCAUCAAGUUUCUGGAAGGACAAAACACACAUAAACGUCAUCAUUCGGAUUCUGCGGGAAACCACACCCAGACUAGGACUGCUGAUAACUCGCGUAUAAAUAGCAUCAUUCGUCUGCUUCGAAAUGUUUCAUCUCGACUGCCAAUUCUGAUGUUCAGUGCCAAGAUUCUCGGAGCUCUUGCUCUUCUCUACACUGUACACGGCCAAUGUGUACGUCCCGAUGACAAGUACAUUGGAGACUUGUGAGUUGGCACCUGCUUUUCUCUGAAAUACCCCUCAACUCUUUCCUAGAUGCUACUCCAUUUCAUCCUCCGAGCUGAAAUUCUCCGAUGCUCAAUCCGCUUGCUACGGAGCCAACUCGAACCUCGCUGUCAUUCAUACAUCUCUUCAAGCCAACUUCCUAGCUUGUAAGUUUCCAAAGUCUCAGUGCCAUAUCCGGAAGAGACCAAUUUCAGCCAUCGUCCGUUCUCAGACUGCAGCUCCAGAGGGAAAGUUCUGGAUUGGAUUGAGCCGCCCAUCGGUCUCGUCGAGAUUCCAAUGGGACGACGGAACCACCAUGUACUGGUCUAAUUUUGAUUCCAGUAAGUUUUCGGAAAUGAGUUCACACUUUAAUGUUUCAAUUUAGGCUUCCCACAAAACAAUCUCUACGUCGCCGAGAGCACAAUCAACGGAAAAUGGCAGACUCUCGAUGGCCAACAGGCUCUGUACUACGUCUGCAGCUACGAUCCGAAGCACGUCACUCGUGAGUUGAAGCAAUUCCAUAGCUGUUUUCAAAAACUAUCAUUUUGUAGCGGGAACUGUGCAGCCGUCAUACCCUCCAUCCGAAGUCCCAUCGACCGGCUAUCCGGCUUCCGUCCCAGUCACCGGAGCAACCGAGAUUCCGUCCGUUCCCACCGGAGGAGACACCACUGGAUAUCCUGCUUCGAUUCCAAGCUUCGCGCCUUCUGGAGCUCCAGUCACUGACAGCACCGGAUAUCCAGCGUCGAACGUGCCCGUGACUGGAUUCCCCGUCUCUUCUCCAACUGGAUACCCCGCAUCUCAGGUUCCAACUGGAGGAUACCCAGCCUCCCAGACUCCAGGAUAUCCAGCUUCGCAAGUGCCGACCAGCGGAUAUCCAGCUUCUCAAACUCCCGGAUAUCCUGCUUCUGCUCUUCCGGUGACUGGAGGAUACCCCGUAUCCGAGAGUACCAACAACGACUACGGAGCAUCGACUAUCACCUUCUAG
Molecule: messenger RNA, 4016 nt
Organism: Caenorhabditis sp. 36 PRJEB53466
Lineage: Eukaryota; Metazoa; Nematoda; Chromadorea; Rhabditida; Rhabditidae
Source: the annotation of a GenBank genome assembly